UCUGUUGUUUCCCCGGCGUGGGGAUGUAUAGGCAAAGGGAUUUGAAGGAGAGGAGGCGUCGCAAUUUAGGGCAGAGGGUUGAAAGACUAUUCCGCCAGAAGCGGACCGUUGCUGGUGCUAUAUGGAACCAGGUUGUAUAAAUAAUUGAAUAACCACCAUUAUUUUCUGGACCUGACUGGUUUAUAAUUUCAGAAGAAAUAAUGGAAAGCCAGGAAUUUAUUGUACUGUAUACUCAUCAAAAGAUGAAGAAGUCAAAAGUGUGGCAAGAUGGAAUUCUGAAGAUCACUCAUUUAGGAAACAAAGCAAUUUUAUAUGAUGACAAAGGAGAAUGUUUGGAGAGUAUAUUUCUGAAGUGCUUGGAGGUGAAGCCUGGAGAUGACUUAGAAAGUGAUCGAUACUUAAUCACAGUUGAGGAGGUUAAAGUUGCUGGGAGCAUAGCUAUUAAACAGGAUGUCAUUAAAGAAGCACCGGAGUUAAAUCCAAGGAGAUUUAUAUCCUCUGGCCGGUCCCUUGGAUGUCAGCCUGCUGGUUUAAAAAGGAAGUUUACUGGUUUUCGAGGACCACGUCAAGUGCCAAAGAAAAUGAUUAUUACAGAAAAUGGUGAAUCAGCUGCAUCACUUGAGGCUAAGAAACCUGGUCCUAUUUUUCUCUCUCCCUUCUACAGCACACCUCCUUUGUUUUCUACUGCUGGUAAGAAAGAUAUAAAUAAUAUGCCAACAGACCCUGAGAAGAGUAUCACUUACAAGAACAGAGAGACAAAUGGCUUACAUUUUUCUUCUAUUGUCUCUACUCCAUCCUUCAAGAAUAACCCAGAAAUGCUAUGUGAAGAAAAUUAUUUUUGCUCUCCUGUCUAUUCUGUAAAUAAGCAUUCAGAUUCUGUACUGACCAAUGAGACUAUAAAAAAAGAUGGUUUGACAUCUCACUGUUUAGCAGUUUCACAAAACAUCAGAAGCAAAGCACAGAUAUUAGCUCUUCUGAAGUCCAAAUCAGCUGGUGUGUGUAAAGAACUAAAUUCUGGGAUUACAGAACAUCUCCCUCAGAUACAACUACAAGGAAAUGAAAACACUCCUACUAAACCAAAGUGCAUAACUGAACAAGAAGAGUGUGCUGAGGUGAAGAAGAGUACAGAGAGUUUACACCACCAGCAUCAAUCCGAAAAUAUCAUGAGAAAUAAAAGCCGAUGGGCCAUGUAUUUAUCCUCACAGAGUUCACCUGUACAUUCUUCUACUGAAGAUGGAAAUAAUAUAGAAAGGAAACCCAAGGUCCAGGGAGAUAAUACAAAUUUAAAUUUGAAAGACCUUUUGGUACAAGAAAGGAAACAGUUCUUUGAAACAUGUGCUGAAAAGGGUAAAAAGUAUAAUGAAGACAAGCCAGUAGAUGAUAAUGAUCAAUCUUUGGAUCAGGAAGUAAAAUUAGAAAUUCCCUCAUUCUGUAAAAGCAACAGCUUACCAGUUACCUGUAGUAGUGUGGAAUGUGAUGGCUUAUUAUCAGAAUCUGACAUUCAAAAAAAUAAUAAAAUAUCUGUUAGACAGAAUGACCAGAUGUGUCUAAAAGGAUCAAUUCUCAUUAGAGAAAAUGCUCAGGAGAUAAAUCUAUGUGGAACACCAGAAAAAAAAUAUAAACAGCCGACGUCAGUCCUGCCAGAAUCUGAACAUCUGCGAACGGAGUCUUCUAUAAGCAACAAUUCUAGGCUCUCUGAUGACUUUACCAACAUGCUUUUUAAAAGUAAUACUGAUAAUGGAAGUCUUAAUAGUAUUCCUGAACCUAUGAGUAAUGUAACACAGCCACUUGUGGAGGUGACUUUUAAUCUGAACAAUUUUGAAACCAGCGACACUGAGGAGGAAUCACAGGAAGACAACAAAAUUUCCCAGGAUUCAGGGGGUUGGGUAAAAGAAGCUUUGGUUAAUGACAGCAGUUCAGGUGUUCAGAAGAGAUGUGAAGAUAUAAGCUGUAAGAAAGUUGGCAGUGAACAUUUGUCUCUUUUAACAUCUAUCAGGGAUAAGCCUACAGAGACAUUUCCUAUUAAAGAGACUCUGCUAUCACAAUUUUGUGAUAAAGCUUGUGUAGGUGUUGACACAGGACCUUGGAAAGCUGGAAACAUUAGAAAAGAAAUAGAAGUGUGUAGUGACACAUUAAGCAGUUUUGACUCAUCUUUAGAGGGAACUGAUAAUGUAUUUAUAGAUAAUAAUGAAAAUGCUAAUAAAUCUAUUCAAAAAGUCAGAAUUAACUAUGAUAUUGCUUCACUACAGAAUAAAUCUAAAGGUAUAAGCUUGAAUUUACAUACUCCUUUUGUAAACAUAGCCACUAAUCAGACUGCUGAAAAUAGCCUAUUCUCAGAACAGACUGAGCCUCAGACUUUUAUUAUGGGAAGUAACUUAGACAAAAAUGAUGAACAGGUUUUACUGUCAACUUCAAGCAGCAACAUCAGUAUCCAAGCAUUAAAUGUUAAUCAUAAUCACUCUGAGGAAUGUAUUGCUCUUGAUAAAUCAAAUAUCCAAGUUUCCAAUUCUUUGUACCCUCUGGAAAAAAAGCAUCCUAUUUCCAAAGACACAGAAGCAUAUAUUCCUGAAUCUGAAGAUUUGCGAAGCAUUAGAAGUUUAGACCAUGACCAUAUUGAAGUAGAAACUAAUGGAGAAAGCAAACAAUAUUGGAAUAGUCCUAGAAAUCCUUUGGAACUCUCUGGAUUAGUAAAUAACAUUUCCCUUUUAAAGUCAUUGUCUGAACACAGUACGGCUUUAGAAGGCUUGGAAGUAUUGAAAAAGAAAUAUGCUACCUUUAAACAACAAGGAACUCUGUGGACUUAUGAGCCAGAUAGCAAUCCUGAAGUUAGGAAACCAUUGACUGCAGGAGUUUCACAAGCUUUACGAAAGUUGCCUCAUCUGAACCAGGAUUCUCAUCAGAUUAUAACAGAAAAAGAAGUUGAAGCAAGUGAACCACUUCAGUCUUUGCAGUUCUUUUCCUUGGGAGAUGAAGAGACUGCUUUUCUAGAUGUUAUCACUACACAAUUAGAGAGAAAAACCUGUGACCCUACGCCUGUUGAGUUUCAAGUGAAAGGAUCAGCUACUAGUGCUGUGAUGGUCAGAGGACACAGCUCACAGCUAGAAUGCGGUCAGUUUCCAGAUAGUAUUGAAUAUGAAAACCGCACGACAGACACUUGUUUAUUGACGCCAAAAUUGACUAGCGCUUGUAUGCAGAUUGAUUUCUUGCAGUUCCCAAAUGAAGAAAACUUUCCAAAAGGAGGUAUUAGCUUUAAUAUUGAAGAUAAUUUUCAAGUGAGAGCUGAGUGUAAUAAGGACUCAAUUGAAAAUGACUUUAUUUUAGAUUUCUCUCCUAAAAAUUCAGAAUGUUCAUAUCAUUAUUUGGAUUACAAUUGUAAAUCAGCAGAGAAGACUUCAUGGGAAGCAAAUAAGGUGACAUCACCAGAACAAAAGAACUCUACAUUAAACCCUGUUUCUACUUUUUCUUUGAACUCAAGAGAUGAAGACUUUGUGCUAGAAUUCUCUGAGGAGUCCCUGAAAGAAAGAACUUUACCUGUUAUCAAAAAAUCCAGUUCUCUGGAGAAUAAGAACUUUCAAAGGCUUCCAAUAGUAAGUAGAACCCGAGUUCCACUUAUUACCUUGCCACCUGCUGAAAGGUCACCUGAUUUAGAUGCUUGUUCAUACGUGAUCAACUGUGACAGGCAAGAAUCUUCUGGUUCCCCCCACAUACUCAAUUUGUGUGAAGAUUCAGGAGUUCUUUCUUUUCGCUGUGGGCUUGAGGACCAAAGUGAAACUUCCUUCUGUAAAGAAUCUAGAGAAAUAACUCCAAGGGACGUUUUACUUCUCAAUAAUGUAUCUACUCAAAGCAAGUGGCUGAAAUAUCAGAACAUACCCCAGUGCAAUUUGACUACUUCAAACAGAGUCGAUAAGAAAGUAACAGAUGGCUUCUCUGCUGAGGUUAUAUCUGGGACACAUUUUAGUGACACAGGUGAAAAACAGAAUGAUGCUGUGAAUAAAAGCUCUUUAGACUCUAUGCAUUUGCAAAUGUUAAAAGGCAUGCUCCAUCAACAGCAGCAGGAUUUUAGCAGUCAAGAUUUGGUUCCCAGAAAGAAAGCACUCUCUUUGAGUAUAAAGCAGACUUCCAAGACUGAAAAACUUCAAAACAUGUUAAGAGAGUCUGCCUGCUACAUCUACAGUGUAACAGGAAAUUUACAGGAGAUAAAUGGCUCUGAGCUAUGCUUCCCAAGUGGGCAGAAAAUAAAAUCUGCUUGUCUUCCCCAAAGGCAAAUUCAUAUACCAGCUGUUUUUCAGUCUCCUGCUCAUUAUAAGCAGAUUUUUACAUCUUGUCUCAUAGAACAUCUAAAUAUAUUGCUGUUUGGGUUGGCACAGAGGUUGCACAAAGCUCUUUCAAAAGUUGACAUAUCAUUUUACACAUCAUUAAAGGGAGAGAAACUGAAAAAUGUAGAAAGUAAUGUGCCAUCCUGCCAUCAUCAUCAACCUGCAAAACUUGUCAUGGUUAAAAAGGAAGGUCCAAAUAAGGGUCGUCUCUUUUAUACCUGUGAUGGACCCAAAGUUGACCGAUGUAAAUUUUUCAAGUGGCUUGAAGAAAUGACCCCAGAAUAUUUAACACAAGAAGACUGUCUACCUAGCAUGGUUUUAAGUGAUAUAAAGAGUAUUGGCUUAUACUUAAGAAGUCAAAAGAUUCCGCUCUUUGAGGAAUGCCAACUUUUGGUGAGAAAAGGAAUUGAUUUUCAAAGAAAGCAGUAUGGCAAACUAAAGAAGUUUACUACUGUAAAUCCUGAAUUUUAUACUGAACCUAAAAGCAAACUUUAUCUUAAGCUGAGUCGGAAGGAAAGUUCUUCAACAUACAGCAAAAAUGAUCUUUGGGUGGUUUCAAAAACCCUGGACUUUGAAUUGGAUACUUUUAUUGCAUGUAGUGCUUUCUUUGGACCAUCAUCUAUCAAUGAGGUGGAGCUACUACCUUUGAAAGGUUAUUUCCCCUCUAACUGGCCCACUAACGUAGUGGUCCAUGCAUUGUUGGUUUGUAAUGCUAGCACAGAGCUGACCACUUUGAAAAACAUUCAGGACAACUUUAAUCCAGCUACUCUACCUCUAACACAGUACUUGUUAACAAUGUCUUCAUCAACUAUAGUUAACAACAAGAAAGUCAAUAAGAGAAGAUUUAUCCCACCAGCCUUCUCAAAUAUCAACACAAAAUUUGAACUUCUCAGCCUAGAAGCAACGUUGCAGUUAGCUAGUGAAUUAAUUCAGGCACACAAGUUAAAUAAGGAUCAAGCUACAGCUUUAAUUCAGAUAGCUCAAAUGAUGGCAUCCCAUGGAAAUGUUGAAGAAGUGAAGGAACUGCAAAUCCAUACCCUCCCUAUCACGAUCAUACAUGGUGUUUUUGGAUCAGGAAAGAGUUAUUUGCUGGCAGUGGUGAUUUUGUUUUUUGUACAGCUAUUUGAAAAGAGUGAAGUUCCUACAGUUGGAAAUGCAAGACCAUGGAAACUUCUCAUUUCUUCUUCCACUAAUGUAGCUGUGGACAGAGUACUUCUUGGGCUUCUCAGUCUUGGAUUUGAAAAGUUCGUCAGAGUUGGGAGUGUCAGGAAGAUUGCCAAGCCAAUUUUACCUUAUAGUUUACAUGCCUCAGAAAAUGAAAAUGAACAACUGAAAGAACUACAUGCACUAAUGAAAGAAGACUUGACUCCUCUGGAAAGGGUCUAUGUCAGAAAAAGUAUUGAACAGCAUAAACUGGGGACCAAUAAAACCCUGCUGAAGCAGGUGCGAGUAGUUGGAGUUACCUGUGCAGCCUGCCCAUUCCCAUGCAUGAAUGAUCUUAAAUUUCCUGUAGUAGUGCUGGAUGAGUGUAGUCAAAUAACUGAACCGGCCUCUCUCCUUCCUAUUGCAAGGUUUGAGUGUGAAAAGCUGAUUCUUGUUGGAGAUCCCAAACAGCUUCCUCCUACUAUUCAGGGUUCUGAUGCAGCUCAUGAAAAUGGAUUGGAACAAACUCUUUUUGAUCGGCUUUGCUUAAUGGGGCAUAAGCCAGUUCUGUUGAGAACCCAGUACCGUUGUCACCCUGCAAUCAGUGCUAUCUCUAAUGAUCUGUUUUAUGAAGGAAACCUCAUGAAUGGCAUUUCAGAAACAGAGAGGAGCCCUUUAUUGGAAUGGCUCCCAACCCUGUGUUUCUAUAACGUUAAAGGACUGGAACAGAUUGAAAGAGAUAACAGCUUUCAUAAUGUGGCAGAAGCUGCUUUUACACUCAAGCUGAUUCAAUCACUGAUUGCAAGUGGAAUAGCGGGCUCUAUGAUUGGGGUGAUAACAUUAUACAAAUCCCAGAUGUACAAGCUUUGUCAUUUACUCAGUGCCGUGGACUUUGACCAUCCUGAUAUUAAAGCUGUGCAUGUAUCCACAGUAGAUGCUUUUCAGGGAGCUGAAAAGGAGAUCAUUAUUCUGUCCUGUGUAAGAACAAGACAAGUAGGAUUUAUUGAUUCAGAAAAAAGAAUGAAUGUUGCAUUGACCAGAGGAAGGAGGCAUUUAUUGAUCGUGGGAAAUUUAUCCUGUUUGCGGAAAAAUCGACUCUGGGGACGUGUGAUCCAACACUGUGAAGGAAGGGAAGAUGGAUUACAACAUGCAAGCCAGUAUGAACCACAGCUGAACCAUCUUCUUAAAGAUUAUUUUGAAAAACAAGCAGAGGAAAAACAGAAGAAAAAGAAUGAAAAGGAUAAAUCUAAAGAUAAAUCUCAUUCACAAAAAGACGUGGUAUAGAUAAUUUGUAUUUAUAUAAAUUCAAAUUCAUUUUACACUAUACAUUUUUUAUAUUUUUUAAUUACCCUAAAGCCUUAUUAUUGAAAAAACCUUUAAAGUAUUUAAAUAACAUUAAAUAACCACAUAUAAAAAAUUUGCUCUUCAAAAAAAAUAUACAUACUUAUAUUUAGAUAGGCAGAUGUUGAAGGUAAUAUAAAAUCUUACUAAUAAAAAUACAUUUUUUUCUAAAAAUUAUGGCUACUGUUUGCUAAAGGGAUACAUUUUACAAAGGGCAUGGAAAAGGCUUUCUGGGGAAUACCAGUGUUACUUCAAAAAUAAGUAAGUAUCUCAACACUUGAUCUUAGCCAAAAGGCCAAGAAGUGAUAAAAAAAAAAAGUAUCUCAAAAACUCAUCUAUUACAACAUGGCUACACAAUUAUAUCAAUACACUCCUUUCUGAACCAUAGAUCUAUCAGAAUCUUUUUUUUAAUUCAUUUUUUCUUAAUUUUUUUUAAUAUAUAAUGUAUUUUUUGUUUCAGGGGUACAGGUCUGUGAUUCAUCAGUCUUCUAUAAUACCCAGUGCUCAUUAAAACACACCCUCCCCAAUGUCCAUCACCUCACCCAGUUACCCCAUCCUUCCCGUCCAGCAACCCUCAGUUUGUUUCCUAUGAUUAAGAGCCUCUUAUGGUUUGUGUCCCUUUCUGGUUUCAUCUUGUUUCAUUUUUCCUCUCUUCCCCUAUGAUCUUCUGCCUUGUUUCUUAAAUUCUACAUAUCAGUGAGAUCACAUGAUAAUUGUCUUUCUCUGACUGACUUAUUUCACUUAGCAUAAUACCCUCUAGUUCCAUCCAUGUUGCUGCAAAUGGCAAGAUUUUAUUUUUUUGAUGGCUGCAUAAUAUUCCGUUGUAUAUAUAUAUACCAUAUCUUCUUUAUCCAUUCACCUGUCAAUGGACAUCUGGGCUCUUUCCAUAGUUUGGCUAUUGUGGACAUCGCUGCUAUAAACAUUGGGGUGCAGGUGCCCCUUUGGAUCCCUACAUUUGUAUCUUUGGGAUAAAUACCAAGUAGUGCAAUUGCUGGGUCAUAGAGUAGCUCUAUUUUCAACUUUUUGAGGAACCUCCAUAUUGUUUUCCAGAAUGGCUGCACCAGUUUGCAUUCCCACCAACAGUGUAGGAGGGUUCCCCUUUCUCCGCAUCCUUGCCAACAUCUGUUGUUUCCUGACUUGUUAAUUUUAGCCAUUCUGACCAGUGUGAGGUGGUAUCUCACUGUGGUUUUGAUUUGUAUUCCCCUGAUGCCGAUUAAUGUUGAGCACUUUUUCAUGUGUCUGUUGGCCAUUUGGAUGUCUUCUUUGGAGAAAUGUCUGUUCAUGUCUUCUGCCCAUUUCUUGACUGGAUUAUUUGUUCUUUGGGUGUUGAGUUUGAUGGGUUCUUUAUAGAUUUUGGAUACUAGCCCUUUAUCUGAUAUGUUAUUUGCAAAUAUCUUCUUCCAUUCUGUAGGUUGUCCUUUGGUUUUGUUGACUGUUUCCUUUGCUGUGCAAAAGCUUUUUAUCUUGAUGAAGUCCUAAUAGUUCAUUUUUGCCCUUGCUUCCCUUGCCUUUGGUGAUGUUUCUAGCAAGAGGUUGCUGCCUGUGUUCUCCUCUAGGAUUUUGAUGGAUUCCUGUCUCACAUUUAGGUCUUUCAUCCAUUUUGAGUCUGUUUUUGUGUAUGGUGUAAGGAAAUGGUCUAGUUUCAUUCUUCUGCAUGUGGCUGUCCAAUUUUCCCAACACCAUUUGUUGAAGAGAAUUUUUUCCAUUGGACAUUCUUUCCUGCUUUGUCGAAGAUUAGUUGACCAUAGAGUUAAGGGCCCAUUUCUGAAUUUUCUAUUCUGUUCCAUUGAUCUAUGUGUCUGUUUUUGUGCCAGUACCAUACUGUCUUGAUGAUCAAAGCUUUGUAAUGGAGCUUGAAGUCUGGGAUUGUGAUGCCACCAGUUUUGGGUUUUUUUUCAACAUUCCUUUGGCUAUUCGGGGUCUUUUCUGGUUCCAUACAAAUUUUAGGAUUAUUUGUUCCAGUUCUGUGGAAAGAAGUUGAUGGUAUUUUGAUAGGGAUUGCAUUGAAUGUGUAGAUUGUUCUAGGUAGCAUUGACAUUUUAACAAUAUUUGUUCUUCCAAUCCAUGAGCAUGGAAUGUUUUUCCAUUUCUUUGUAUCUUCCUCAAUUUCUUUCAUGAGUAUUCUAUAGUUUUCUGAGUAUAGAUUCUUUGCCUCUUUGUUUAGAUUUAUUCCUAGGUAUCUUAUGGUUUUUGGUGCAAUUUUAAAUGGGAUCAACUCCUUAAUUUCUCUUUCUUCUGUCUCAUUGAUGUAUAGAAAUGCCACUGAUUUCUGUGCAUAGAUUUUAUAGUCUGCCACAUUGCUGAAUUCCUGUAUGAGUUCUAGCAAUUUUAGGGUGAGGUCUUUUGCGUUUUCCACAUAGAAUAUCAUGUCAUCUGCAAAAAGUGAGUUUGACUUCUUCUUUGCCGAUUCAGAUGACUUUGAUUUCUUUUUGUUGUCUGAUGGCUGAGGCUAGGACUUCUAGUACUAUGUUGUACAACAGUGGUGAGAGUGGACAUCCCUGCCGUGUUCCUGACUUUAGGGGAAAAGCUCUCAGUGUUUCCCUAUUGAGAAUGAUAUUCGCUGUGGGUUUUUCAUAGAUGGCUUUUAUGAUAUUGAGGUAUGUACCCUCUAUCCCUACACUGUGAAGAGUUGUAAUCAAGAAAGGAUGCUGUACUUUGUCAAAUGCUUUUUCUGCAUCUAUUGAGAGGAUCAUGUGGUUCUUGUCCUUCUAUCAAUCUUUUAAAAAUGAAUAUAUAUAAUGUCCUGUUAUUUUAUAAGUAAAUACAUAUUCACAAUAAAACUUUUUAGAAAUACAAAAAGAAGAAGAAAAAAACACUAGAAAUUCACUCCUGGAGAUAGCAGUGCCCAGUACCUGGCCAUGGCCACUACCCAGCACUGUACCUGGUAUAGCAGGUGCUCAAUAAGUAUCUGUUGGAUGAAUGAACAAAUGAAUAAGUGAAAGACUACCUUUGGCUCAUGUCCUUCUAGUCUUUAUCCUGUGCAUUUAUUCACAUGGUAGCUAUUGACAUAUAGACUAUAUAAUAAAUUUUAAAUUUUUAAAUUUUGAAGUAUUUUUUAAUACACACAUAUAGAAAAGUGCAUAAAUUACAAGUAUACAGCUAAGUGAAUUUUUACAAAGUGAUUACAUCUUUGUAACCAGCACUCAGAUCGUAGAACAUAAUCAACAUCGAGGAAGCCCCUUCGUGUUCCCUCACUGCUACUACACUGUCAUCCUCAGGAUAUCCUAACUUGUGAAAACAGAAAAUUGUAAUGUGUGUUAUCAUGUGCAGACUUUUCAACUUUAUAUAAAUGGAAUCACAUUAUGCUUUUACAUCUGAUUUAUUAAAUAUUCUCGUGAGAUUCAUUCACAUGUUU
Messenger RNA from Mirounga angustirostris (Northern elephant seal), 10155 nucleotides. RefSeq names its product zinc finger GRF-type containing 1 (gene ZGRF1). NCBI's taxonomy places the organism in Eukaryota, Metazoa, Chordata, Mammalia, Carnivora, Phocidae. The record is from RefSeq and is a predicted model, not a curated record. Gene Ontology annotation, biological process: nuclear-transcribed mRNA catabolic process, nonsense-mediated decay; double-strand break repair. The transcript has 30 exons. Bases 201 to 6743 code for a protein of 2180 amino acids. Gene Ontology annotation, cellular component: site of double-strand break; cytoplasm; nucleus. Gene Ontology annotation, molecular function: RNA helicase activity; zinc ion binding.